CUUCACUCCAAACACUAGCCACACGAUGUCAGAUUCCGAUUCAGAAGGUGGAGUGCCCCUGAUUGAGGCUGCGUUUGAUCCCACAUCAACCUCGAAGAAGAGAAAGGCCGAGGCUGAGCCCGAGGCAAGCAAAGACAACAAGAAGGCCGCGAAGAAGGCAAAACGGAAGGAAAAGAAAAAGCAGAAAGCAAAAGAGAUUGACGAGGACGAUUUGGAUCAAGAGCUGGGAGUGAAUCACUCGUUUGAGCGGAUGGAUGGUCAGCUGCUUGCAGACUAUGUAAAUGCGCGAACAAGGCUUUAUGGCAAGGACUUGAGUAGUGUUGAGCUCGAAGACAAGUUCAUAUCUGCACGUACCGUACAAGACAGUACCAGCUGGAGUGAGCCGCGGACUACAGACAAUCUUUCCGCGUUUAUCAAAAGGCAUUCAAGUACGCUGAAGGCCACGCCGUCCAAACCUGCGGGAGCACCACAUACUAUUGUGGUCACCGCAUCCGGAAUCCGAGCUGCCGAUGUGUGCAGGUCGCUCAAGUCCGGGCUGCCCAAACAGGGUACCAAGGAUCUCAAUGUCGCCAAGUUGUUCGCAAAGCACUUGAAGCUCGCCGACCAAGUGGCACACUUGAAGAAGAACAAGAUUGACUUUGGCGUGGGAACACCAGACAGACUGUCCGCACUGUUGGACGAGAAGGCGUUGUCGGUAGCCAACCUGAAGCGGGUGCUCGUUGACGUCUCGUACAUUGACCAGAAGAAGCGGGGCAUUCUCGACAUGAAGGACCUGCACGAGGCGCUGCUUAAGUUCCUACUGAGGAAAGAGUUUGUGGGAGAAGAGAGACAGGGUGGCGACGGCCUGUUCCUCUUCUACUGAUUCUUUAGUGAAGUGAUUGUUAUAGAGGCGAACGAUACCCCUUGAAUAGUUAGAAACGAGGUCAGUCUACAAUUGAAACUCCUCGUAACAGAUGGUAUAUCCAACACGAUGAUUGUCGUGCGU
This is a messenger RNA of Cucurbitaria berberidis CBS 394.84, 985 nucleotides long. RefSeq lists its product as uncharacterized. The transcript has 3 exons. The record is from RefSeq and is a predicted model, not a curated record. Lineage: Eukaryota; Fungi; Ascomycota; Dothideomycetes; Pleosporales; Cucurbitariaceae. Gene Ontology annotation, cellular component: nucleus; 90S preribosome. The coding region runs from base 26 to 862 and encodes 278 amino acids.